Paramecium sonneborni is the source of this 730-nucleotide messenger RNA. The record is from the annotation of a GenBank genome assembly. NCBI's taxonomy places the organism in Eukaryota, Ciliophora, Oligohymenophorea, Peniculida, Parameciidae.
AUGGAUUACGAUUCUGUUUCAAAAAUAUAAGAAGAACUUGGAUAUUAUAAAAAAUAUUGUUAGUAGUUAGAGAAUUAAAAUGCCGCUUUAAAUUAAUAACUGUUCAAUAACAUAUAAGGAAAAGUCUUAACAAUUUAAGAUGGAAAUGCAAUUCAUUAGAAAUAACAAGAAAACAAUGCAAAUACUCAUAAAGAAUGUGAAUAAAGAUUAAAAUUAAUGGAAAGAUAAUUAAAGCAAAAGCUGAUGGAAGAAUAGUUAUGGCUAAAAAGAUUUGAGGCUUAAUUAAAUUAAAUAGUAGAAUUAAAAGUAUAAAAAGAUAUUAAUAAAAGGCAAUUCAUGCAUAAUACAAACAAGAGAAUGAACAAGAAAAUAUGAAAAAAACAAAAGAAAUAGAAAUAUUAAAAGAGGAAAUAGAACAUUAUAAAAAAUAAAUAGAAAUUUAUAAAUAAGAAACAAAUUCAUAAAUCUAUUUAGAAGAAAUAAAAGAAAUGAGAAAACAAUUAGAAGCCUCAGAAAUUAAAUUGGAAUGUUUAACUAAAGAAUUAAAAACAAAAGAUUAUUAAUUAUGUAAAUCAUAUAUCUAAAUUUAGAUCAAAAAUAAGGUAAUGUAAAAUAAUCUCUAUUAUCAUUCAAAUCAAAAUUUGAUAUAGAAUUGAAAAAUGAAAAUCUAAGUACUGAGCCAGAUAUUUCAAGCAAUAGUUUCUCAAAUAUAAUGCUCAGAGAUAUAUGA